This is a messenger RNA of Penaeus vannamei (Pacific white shrimp), 1069 nucleotides long. The record is from RefSeq and is a predicted model, not a curated record. Lineage: Eukaryota; Metazoa; Arthropoda; Malacostraca; Decapoda; Penaeidae.
GGAGGUUCAGCGCCUGAAGGAGCAGGGGUUCAUUAGUCCCAGCCUGAGUCCCUGGGCAUCACCUAUAGUCCUCGUUCCCAAGAGUGGCGGCACUUACCGUCUGUGUGUAGAUUAUAGGAAGGUGAAUGCGGUAACAGUGGCGGACUCGUUCCCCCUCCCGAGGAUGGACGACAUUAUUGAUGACCUGGGGAAGGCACGCCACCUGUCGAAGUUGGAUCUCCUCCAGGGAUAUUACCAAGUUCCGUUGACAGAGAGGGCGAGGCCGAUUUCUGCGUUUGUCACGCCUGUCGGUCUCUACGAGUUCAAGGUUCUUCCCUUCGGUAUGAGGAACGCCCCGGCGACCUUUCAGCGUCUCAUGAACUACCUGACUGCGGACUUAGAAGGCGUUCGUUGUUACCUAGACGAUCUUGUAAUCUGGAGCGAGUCUUGGCAGGAACAUCUGGUACGUUUACGUGCACUCUUCUCCGCCUUGUCAGCCGCAAACCUCACGGUAAAUUUGCAGAAGAGUGAAUUCGGACAUGCUCAUGUCACCUUCUUGGGUCACGUGAUCGGUCAGGGUCAGGUCGCACCUGUAGCAGCGAAGGUGGAAGCGGUCCUCCAGUAUCCCACGCCCGUCGACAGGAGAGGCCUGAUGCGCUUCAUGGGAAUGGCUGGAUAUUAUAGACGUUUCUGCAAGAACUUUUCCCAGAUAUCCGCACCUUUAACAGACUUGCUGAGUACUAAACGGACAUUCAGGUGGUCAGAGGACUGUCAACAAGCCUUUGACAACUUGAAGCACCUCUUGUGUACCGCUCCCGUCUUGCGAGCUCCUGAUAUCGGCAAACCAUUUGUAAUUCAUGUUGACGCCAGUGAUAGUGGUGUGGGAGCGGUCCUCUUGCAGAACAAAAGUGAAGUGCUCCACCCGGUGUGUUAUUUUUCUUAUAAGUACAAGUCUUAUCAAAAGUCUUACGCCACCGUCGAAAAGGAGGCCUUGGGAAUAGUAUUGGCAAUCGAAAAGUUUAGAGUUUAUUUAACAAACUCUGUUCAUCCAGUCAAAAUUUUCACUGAUCAUAACCCGUUAACUUUAUAG